UAGCAAGUGUCUCUCCCACAGCUGAGGGCCAGAACACCACGUUCGUUUGUGCUCUGGCUCUAGGCCACUCUUCUCUUGGCCCUUGAGAAGAGCUGCUGCAGGCAUUUUAAAGGGAAUGAGCUCUGACUGAGACUUGACUUCAGAACCACUGGGGUGACCUGAUCUUUUGACACAGCAACGCACUGCUUCUUGCCUUCCAGCUCUUUUUCAACAAGUCCCCAACCCCCCUCCCUGUCAGACUCUGAAGUGUCACUCACUGUGUUUUUUAUGCUUCCAAUAGUUUCCAAAACAAACAGUGGAGGCAGUGACCGGCUGGGUAUUCACUGGAUGCAACAGUAACUCCCAAUACGAGCAACCUGAGCCGCAAUUGGCGGCAGGUCUGCUCCCUAAAAGGCCGGCGCUUGCCAAUCUCUGUGCUCUGCCAGGUUCUGGAAUCAGGGAUUUGAGACUAAUGGUCUGCAUAUGUCCACUGAGAGGAAGGGAGACUAGACUCUGAAGGACAUAUACACUAGUUCGAUCUUCCUCUCCUUUCAUUUUGUCUAUUCAAACAAAAAAAUGUAUAUAUAAAAAUUACACGCACACACACACAUGCACACACAAUUAUUUUCUUUGAAUACAAAUACAGAAAUUGUUUUUUCAGAUUUGGGUUUUGGGUUUUGGGUUUUGUUUUGUUUUUUCCCGCUUUCCCUCCUUCCUUUACCCUCUGUGCCCUCCAUCUGUGUCUCCCCUCCUUCCCUAGCCCAGUUCAGGUUGAAACUUUGCUGCAAAGAAUCCCUUCGCCCCUCCAGGGAUGGCUCUGAGCUCUCGGGCGCAUGCCUUCUCCGUGGAAGCCUUAGUGGCGGGACCCAGCAAAAGAAAACUCCAAGAGGGCGGAGAGGAAGAGGAGGAGAGCAGAAGCGCUGCAGGGAAAAGCGAGCAGCGGGCAGAAAAACAACCUAAGACAGAGCCCUCAACAACUGCUUCCUCUGCCUGCGGCAGCGACAGUGGCGACGGCAACAUCCCUGAAACUCUGGAAGACAAAGAUAUUCAAAUGGAGCUUCAAGGAUCUGAAUUGUGGAAGAAAUUCCAUGACAUCGGGACUGAGAUGAUCAUUACUAAAGCGGGCAGGCGGAUGUUCCCCUCUGUUCGGGUCAAGGUGAAAGGGUUGGAUCCUGGGAAGCAGUACUAUAUGGUCAUCGACGUGGUGCCAGUGGAUUCCAAACGCUAUAAGUAUGUGUAUCACAGCUCACAGUGGAUGGCAGCCGGAAAUACGGACCAUUUGUGCAUCACUCCUAGAUUCUAUGUUCACCCGGACUCACCCUGCUCAGGAGAGACCUGGAUGCGGCAGAUCAUCUGCUUUGACCGCAUGAAACUCACCAACAAUGAAAUGGAUGACAAAGGCUAUAUCAUUCUGCAAUCCAUGCAUAAGUACAAACCCCGAGUGCACGUAAUGGAGCAAGACAGCAGUGUUGACCUGUCCCAGAUUCAGUCCUUGCCCACUGAAAGGGUUAAAACAUUCUCCUUUAAAGAAACUGAGUUCACCACAGUAACGGCUUACCAAAACCAACAGAUCACUAAACUAAAAAUAGACAGAAAUCCUUUUGCUAAAGGAUUUAGAGAUCCCGGAAGAAACAGGGGUGUAUUGGAUGGGCUUUUAGACACCUACCCAUGGAGGCCUUCUCCCACUCUCAAUUAUAAAACCUUUGGCGCAGACACACAAAGUGGAAGCAGUGGCUCAUCUCCAGUUGCCCCUAAUGGAGGGGUCUCCUCUCCUUUGAACUCCUUUCUUUCUCCACCUUGCUCUUCACCUAUGUUUCAUUUACCUACAAACUCCCUUGGAAUGCCCUUGCACAAUGUCAACCUGCCUUUUUGCUGCAAGAUUUGUUCAACUAAUUUUUGGCAACAGCAACCUCUUGUUUUACCUGCUCCUGAAAGACUAUCAAGCAGCAACAGUUCUCAGAUUUUUGCCCCACUCAUGAUGGAAAUGCCUGUGUUAUCCUCCCCGGGGGUCACCAAUUCAAAAAGUGGUUCAUAUGCAGACUCCCGUGAUCAGGGUCUACAAGCACCUAUUUCUACCGGUCAAAUGUUAAAUGGAUUACAGGCACCUGGAAGUAUUUUUCUGCCAAACCCCAUCGCCCAGGAAGCACUUAGUUGCUCCUUUCAUCCUUCCUAUGGCUUUUAUAGAUGCAAUUCCUCUAUGCCAUCUAGACUGAUAAAUGCUUCCAACCAUCUUGAAGUGAAGGACAACAGUCAAGUUUCUUCUAGAGAAGGCAAAUGAAAUGAUGUUUGUUGAUAUCCAGCAAUUAACCAUUACCUUUAGUGAAACAAUAGCAUUUCUAGAACGGUUACAUGUAAGAAAAUAUUUUCUUUAUUUGUAGCCAAAGAAACUUCAAUAGCUAUUGGGCUUAAAAAGCAUCAUUACAAUAUGGUAUUUCUUUGUUAUGCAUUUAAAGAUUUAAAGUGCCUUAUCAAAUAAAUAUUCACGAGCUGUUUAUAACAUCAAAUGUAACUGAUAGGAAUCUCUGAUUACAGUUGCCUUGAGCUUCAAAAUGAGAUAUGCAAUAAAUAUUAUUUGAUGACAUUCCACCAGUGAAAAUUGAUGCGAAGUGAUGGGAUUUUCAAUUAAGUGAAGCUAGUUUACCAUGAUAACUGCAUUUUACACAUUAACAAUGACCAAAAGAAGAUGGAUGUCAUUCCUAUGAAAGCAGUGAAACAAUUAGUUUUAACCAUGAAGAUUGGCUUUAGUGUAAUUAUCUAGUAGUAGCAGAAGAAAAUUUAAUUAUUUGUGGCUUUAUAUCUUUAUACUUUGCUGUUGAAUAAACUACUAAUCUCACUUUAUGAUGCAAAUAAGAACACAAAUUUUCAUGUAUUAUAUUUUAUUUAUCUUUGCAGCCUGAAGACCAUUUAAUCUUGAAGAAACACAAUGAUCAAAUAAAAAGUAAAACACUCUAAAUAAAUUUGCUUUUAUUUUC
This is a messenger RNA of Callithrix jacchus (white-tufted-ear marmoset), 2951 nucleotides long. The record is from RefSeq and is a predicted model, not a curated record. NCBI's taxonomy places the organism in Eukaryota, Metazoa, Chordata, Mammalia, Primates, Cebidae.